Molecule: messenger RNA, 1862 nt
Organism: Stereum hirsutum FP-91666 SS1
Lineage: Eukaryota; Fungi; Basidiomycota; Agaricomycetes; Russulales; Stereaceae
Product: Nop domain-containing protein
Exons: 9
Coding region: 77-1774 (565 amino acids)
Cellular component (GO): box C/D methylation guide snoRNP complex; small-subunit processome
Molecular function (GO): snoRNA binding
Source: RefSeq, a predicted model, not a curated record
UUGGCGGACACGGUCACGCCUGACUUAUCUUUUCCAUCUCACUUUCCUUCUGGUUACUUUUUUCUCGCUUGUCAUAAUGCUGGUACUAUACGAAACCGCGCUGGGUUUCUGUCUGUUCAAACUCACAGACUCUGCAAAAGCUACGAGCCCCGACUUGUACAGGGAGUUCGAGACACCGGAAAAGGCGAGCAAGCUUCUGAAAUUGAAGUCGUUGCACCGUUUCACGUCUACCGCGACCGCCGUCGAGGAAAUUACCGCCGUUCAGGAGGGCAAGCUUGGAAAGGGCCUCAAAAAGUUCUUGGAACAUGAGAUUGUGGAGAAGGGGAAGGGCAAGGAUUCUCUUAUGGUCGUCGACCCAAAACUCGUCCGACCCAUCAACAAAAAGCUCGGAAUCAACGUCGUCGCUGAUUCCGAUUCUCUGGACCUGUUCCGUGGUAUUCGAAGCCAACUAGCUGCCCUCUUGGACGGACUGGACCCGAAGGAUUUGGCGACUAUGAGCUUGGGUCUCAGUCAUUCACUGUCACGCUUCAAGCUCAAGUUCUCACCGGACAAGGUCGAUACCAUGGUGGUACAGGCGAUUGCCCUUUUAGACGACCUUGACAAAGAGAUCAACAUCUACGCCAUGCGAGUAAAGGAAUGGUACGGUUGGCAUUUCCCAGAGAUGGCGAAGAUCAUCUCGGACAACAUCGCAUAUGCAAAAGUCGUGAAGACAAUGGGCUUCCGGACCAAUGCAAGCAGCACUGACUUUGCCGCCAUCCUCCCCGAAGACCUCGAAGCUGUAGUCAAAGCAGCCGCCGAAAUCUCUAUGGGUACCGAAAUUUCAGAUUCCGAUAUUGCGCACAUCCACUCCCUUUGUGACCAAGUCAUUGGCAUCUCCACCUACCGCACCCAACUCGCUGAGUACCUCCGGAAUCGUAUGAUCGCCAUUGCACCGAACUUGACGGCUCUGGUCGGCGAGCUAGUCGGAGCGCGGUUGAUCAGCCAUGCUGGUAGUCUAUUGAGCUUGGCCAAGCACCCAGCAAGUACCGUGCAGAUUCUGGGAGCUGAGAAGGCGCUUUUCAGGGCUUUGAAGACGAAGCACGAUACACCGAAAUACGGUCUCAUUUACCACGCUUCCCUCGUCGGACAAGCGCCUCCCAAGCUGAAGGGUAAAAUGGCUCGUAUGGUUGCCACCAAAACCGCUCUUUCCGUCCGUGUGGACGCUCUCACCGACUCUGAAGGCAAGUCAGAACCCUCAGCACCCACCAUCGGUCUCGAAAACCGCGCCAAACUUGAAUCCCGCCUCCGUGCCCUCGAAAUGGAAGGAGAUGCUUCCGGAGUUCGACGAUACUCCGAGAACGGAAAGAAGCAGGAGAAAUUCACGAUGCAGCCCAACGCUAGCACUUACAAUGUCGCUUCGGACGUCGUUGGAGACUUGCUGUCGACACAGAGGGAGCCGAUGGAGGUGGCGUUGAAGGUUGCGGAGGACACGAAAGAGGAGAAGCGGAGAGCAAAGGAGGAGAGGCGGGCGAAGAAGAAGGCUGAGAAGGAGGGCAAGAAGGCCGCGGAGAGUGGAGAUGAUGAAAAUGCGAUGGAGGUCGAUGGAGAGGACAAGAAGGACAAGAAACGGAAGCGGAGAGAGAGCGAGGCGAACGGGGAGGCGUCACCAUCCAAGGCUGCAGGUGCAGAGGAAACAGAAGCCGAGCGCAAAGCACGGAAGAAGGCAAAGAAGGCCGCGAAAGAGGCUGCAGCUGCUGAUGGAGAGUCGUCAAAAAAGCGGAAGACAUCUGCAUAGUAUCUGACUCUCCAUAUUUCUUGUCCUGUAUCCUAUUUCACACUUUCCUGGUUCUCUGCAUCAUCUUUUUAUCGCAUUCUCUCCAUCU